AUGAAUGAAAAGGACACUAAUGAGUUGAAGAGGGGCGCAGGUUACCUGAAGGAAAAGGCCAUCAUCGGGUUGAGUCGCGUGACAGGGGAUGAGCUGGAUCGGGCCAUUAUGAAAGUUACAAGUCAUAUGUUGAAGGCUCCAAAGGAGAAGCAUAUGCAGAGGCUUCUUGCUGCAACCUACGGGCACUAUAAAACCGAUACUCGUGACGGGAAGAAUAUUUCCAAUUAUAUUGUUUCGGAGCUUGAGAAACGAUUGCAUACACAUAAUUGGAUUGUGGUGCUCAAGUCCUUGGUGACAUUGCACCGUUUGAUGAGGGAUGGCUCCGAUGAGGUAAACAGCUAUAUACAGCGAAAUCGAAAUAUAUUUUGUGCUUGGAAUCUAAAGGAUCUUUCCGAAGAUGUGGACGGGGCAGCACAAGGAGCUUUUAUCCGACAGUAUUUGCGUUACCUCGAAGAGCGUGCCUCUUCACAGGAAAAGAUUGGCAUCGUGAACCGUUUAGAGAGUGUUGAAUUCAGCUCAGUUUUGCGCUCGUCAGACGUUGAUUCUCUCACCCCAUUGUUCGAGGCAUUGUUGACACAGCUUGGUGCUCUUGUCGAGGUGGAGUAUAGAGAGGCCAUCGUGGAUAACUUCUGUACCUUGGAAGCUUAUCAGAAGAUUAUUGACGACGGAAAAGUCUUGUAUCAGCUCCUGUCUGACCGCGUUAUCUUUAUACUUGACGGUUUCGAUGACUUUUCACUUCAUCAGAAAAAAGUGUGGCUGGAGCUAUACCGACAGUACAGUGUGUUUGGGGAACGACUGCGUUUACUGUUCGAUUCAAUCCUCAGCUCGACCAAAGUAUUUGAUCGGCCCCCUCCCCGGCUUAGGCCUCUUCCACCUUCGUUGCUGGAAAAAUUGGAAGGUGAUGUUCGCCUAAGUAGCAUCCCGAGAGAAGAUGUUACUGAGACUUUGGAAAGCUUGGGGAUAAUAAGGAAUGAACAAGAUGAGGCCCCAUUGAAAGAAACACAGAUUGGGGAUGUGGCCAAACAACAGCCAUCUCCAUUGCCAUCAGAUAUCACGGAAGAAGACCCUACAAAGGAAUCAGCACCUUUGCCACCUACAGUGUCCGAAAAGAAAGAGGCUGCAAUAUCUAUGGAUGACCUUUUUAUAAGUGUUCCAGUGACUGUUUCUGCGCCGGUAUCUAACUCUGCGGCUCCUGGUGAGACAAAUGUCUUUCAAAUCGAUAAUCCGCAACAAGCUAUGUUUACUCCUCAGUACGAUGUCAAUUUCGGAGUACCAGCCUUAGGGGAUAACAACAAUGUAGCAAAUGCGAUGCUUGAUGGUGGAUGGUCAACAGGAGCUCCAGUUUCGUGGGAAACUACAUCAAGUGAGCAGUACGCAGUACCGGCUCAGACAACUAUGACACCUCAUACCGAGUGGAGUGCACCUGCAUCUUUAGCAAAUGAAACUACUCAAGGGAAAAGCGGCGAGGAUGCGUUUAAAAAUCUUUAUGCUGAGGGGCAAAAGGGUUGGUAUUCCAAAGAUAAGUAG
Messenger RNA from Trypanosoma grayi, 1527 nucleotides. Its product is annotated as putative clathrin coat assembly protein. NCBI's taxonomy places the organism in Eukaryota, Euglenozoa, Kinetoplastea, Trypanosomatida, Trypanosomatidae. The record is from RefSeq and is a predicted model, not a curated record. Gene Ontology annotation, molecular function: clathrin heavy chain binding; 1-phosphatidylinositol binding; phosphatidylinositol-4,5-bisphosphate binding. Gene Ontology annotation, cellular component: clathrin-coated pit; clathrin-coated vesicle. Bases 1 to 1527 code for a protein of 508 amino acids. The transcript has a single exon. Gene Ontology annotation, biological process: clathrin coat assembly; clathrin-dependent endocytosis; vesicle budding from membrane.